Lactuca sativa (garden lettuce) is the source of this 743-nucleotide messenger RNA. RefSeq lists its product as uncharacterized. NCBI's taxonomy places the organism in Eukaryota, Viridiplantae, Streptophyta, Magnoliopsida, Asterales, Asteraceae. The record is from RefSeq and is a predicted model, not a curated record.
UUCACUUCCCCUUGCCCACCGUAGUCAACAUCUAUCCUCUCGUAAUCAUGAUCGGUCAACCAGAGGUCACCGUCAAACCCAGCCGGAGCGACGAGAUCAUCGACCCUGAUCAGCAGCUUCAAAUCUCCGAACAAGUCCGAUCUCACUUCGAUUCCAUUCUCCCCAAACGUCCCUCUAAACCUAAUCGCAGUGACCCUGAUUACAUCUCAACAGUACAACCCUCUGACGAAUCAGUUGAUACUAUUCCAGAGUUCCUCAAGUUCCAAACCCUAAAAUCUCAAUCUCAAGGUAUAGUUUCCGAUCGUAAUGGAACGGUGGAAGAUGAGUUCGUGGAAACCGAAUACUACAAAGAGUUGGUUUCCAUUGACAAAGAACAUCACACGACUGGGAACGGAUUUAUAAAGGUGGCGAAGGAGGAAAACGGAGAUGAUGAUUUAUACGAUCUCCGAUUGCAGAUCGGAGCUGAUGGUAGAUACAGAGAUCAUAUUGUCAAAUCAAACCCUGCAACAAACGAUUGGAUUCCUUCAAGUGGUGAUUGCUAUGAUCAAGAUGAAUAUCUGUCUUUGAAGCCGAAUCGAAGCGAGAACUAGUAGAGAUUAUGCUUUGAUUAAUUAUGAUCAAUAAAAUGAUUUCCUUUUGUUAAUGGAAUGUAAUGGAUAAGGUUGAAUGUGUAUUGUAAAUUUGAAAGUGGGACAUUUGUACUUUAUGUUUUGUUGUUAUCUUAUCGUAUUUGUUUUACUUUA